Messenger RNA from Sinocyclocheilus anshuiensis, 834 nucleotides. Its product is annotated as sprouty-related, EVH1 domain-containing protein 2-like. Gene Ontology annotation, biological process: multicellular organism development; negative regulation of MAPK cascade. The annotation marks the transcript as partial. The transcript has a single exon. Gene Ontology annotation, cellular component: membrane. Gene Ontology annotation, molecular function: protein kinase binding. The record is from RefSeq and is a predicted model, not a curated record. NCBI's taxonomy places the organism in Eukaryota, Metazoa, Chordata, Actinopteri, Cypriniformes, Cyprinidae.
ACCAAGGUGGGCGGGCUGACGGGGGGCGUGGUGGUGGGCGGCAGCCAGGACAAGUCAGAGCUUUGCGUGGUGCGCUUUGAGAAGGAACUGGCCGGCGUGGGCACCACAGGCUGCGAGGUCACCGUCAUACUGGACACCAAAGGCUCUCAGCUCAACUCUUCACCCACCUGCAUGCCCAACGCCGUGCCGGGAGUGCCGUCGGCCAGCAGCUCCCCGCAGGAGACGGGCAAAGGCUCGCCCUCUCCCUGCUGCAUCCACACCUUGCUCGCCACGCCCCGCUCUCGGACUCGCAAGCGAGGGGGCAGUGGAGGGGAAGCCAUCUCGCCCGACGACGACAGCUCCUGCCCGCAGGGCUCCUCCUCUUGCUCGUCACGCUGUGUGUACUGCCGCGCCGUCUUCAGCUCCUCAGAGAACGGACGGGGCCGCUGCCGGGACGCUCCCGACCCGGCACUACACUGCCUGCGCCAGUGGACGUGUGUGUGGUGCGCAGAGAGCCUGCUCUACCACUGCAUGUCGGACUCCGAGGGCGAGUUCUGGGAGCCAUGCUCGUGCGAGGACUCGAUGGGCCGGCGGCCGCACCCGCUGUGCUGUGCCCGCUGGAUGGCACUGUUGGCACUGUCUCUUUUCGUGCCCUGCAUGUGCUGCUACCUGCCCCUGCACGCAUGCCUGCGCUGUGGGGAGAGAUGUGGCUGCUGCGGAGGAAAGCACAAGGCCGUGCGAUGAGGCCUAACCGGGGGGAGGGCGUGUGGGCGGGGCUUAUUGUGACGGGACGGGAGCACAAAGACGUUGUCGUCAUUCGAGGAACAGCCGUAGAGCCAGAUCUCCUACAUAAAC